This is a messenger RNA of Trifolium pratense (red clover), 1964 nucleotides long. Its product is annotated as putative deoxyribonuclease TATDN1. NCBI's taxonomy places the organism in Eukaryota, Viridiplantae, Streptophyta, Magnoliopsida, Fabales, Fabaceae. Gene Ontology annotation, molecular function: 3'-5'-DNA exonuclease activity. Gene Ontology annotation, cellular component: cytosol. The record is from RefSeq and is a predicted model, not a curated record. Bases 61 to 963 code for a protein of 300 amino acids. The transcript is spliced from 12 exons.
UUCUAUAUCGGUCCUUAAUUUUGUUUCUUCUGCAGUGAGUUGAGACAACGAAGCAGAGACAUGGCAUCAAUUCGGAUGAUAGAUAUUGCUGUCAACUUCACAGAUGGCAUGUUUAAGGGAAUUUACAAUGGCAAACAAUCUCACCUUGCUGAUAUUCCAACCGUUUUGAACAGAGCUUGGGCUGCUGGUGUUCACCGAAUCAUCGUAACUGGUGGAUCCCUUCAGGAAUCAAGGGAAGCUCUUGCCAUUGCUGAAACAGAUGGAAGACUUUUCUGUACUGUUGGUGUGCAUCCAACGCGUUGCAAGGAAUUUGAGGAGAGUGGGGAUCCAGAAAAGCAUUUUCAGGAUCUUUUGUCAUUGGCUAAAGAGGGAAUUCAGAAAGGAAAGGUGGUUGCAGUUGGAGAAUGUGGAUUAGACUAUGACCGGCUUCAUUUUUGCCCGGCAGAGAUUCAAAAGAAGUACUUCGAGAAGCAGUUUGAAUUGGCAUACAUCACAAAAUUGCCUAUGUUUUUGCACAUGCGAGCAGCAGCUGCAGAUUUCUGUGAAAUAGUUGAGAAAAAUAAGGACAGGUUCUCUGGUGGUGUCACCCAUUCAUUUACUGAUAGUAUGGAUGAUUGCAAUAAGCUUCUCUCAUUUGAUAAAAUGUACAUUGGCAUAAACGGGUGCUCUCUGAAGACAACUGAGAACCUUGAUGUUGUCAAGGGUAUUCCUGUUGAGAGAAUGAUGAUAGAGACAGAUUCACCAUACUGUGAAAUUAAGAAUACUCAUGCCGGAAUUGGUUUUGUUAAAUCAAAAUGGCCUUCAAAGAAGAAAGAGAAGUAUGACCAAGAGUGCAUCGUCAAAGGCCGCAACGAACCUUGUUCAGUUAGGCAAGUUCUUGAGGUGGUUGCUGGCUGUAAAGGCAUCAAUGACAUAGAUAACCUCAGUAGAACAUUGUACCACAACACUUGCAGGAACACAUAAGAAGAGGGUACGGCUUUGGUUCAACGGCCCAAAGUUAGCAACCAGGUCCAGUAGUAAUCUCUCAAUUAGUGUUAUAUAAUAUUCCUCCUGUCUUUCUUUUAUAUUAUUUUAAUUGCUUAUGCUUUUGUCUGUCCACAAUGCAGGUCCUUGUCAAAAAUUUUAUAGAGCUACAUGAAAAGUAUAUGGAAACAGUUAAUAAUGUCUUUAUGAAUGACAGAAGGUUCCAAAUGGUAUGUUGGCAAUUGAGUUAUUAAGCUAUCCCUUUUGAAUAGCAUACUAAAUAAAAAUAAAAUAGUUUAUAAGUUGCUCACUCCCUACGGCCCAAUUGGUAAUUCAAAAUAAUGGGCCCAGAAUUGAUGGGUUUGUAGUUGCUGAAUCCAUAAGAUAAUGACUUGGUCAUAGUUUGAAACUGGAAAAUUUCUUAUGAUUUUAUCACCUCAAAUUAAAAGUAUUUUUAGGAAAUGUCUUGUCUGAACCAAUCAAUAUUUUCAGGCAGUUGCAGCUCCAUUCAAGGAAUUCUGCAACCAAACUUAUGCUGGCAGUUCCAUUGCAGAAAUAUUGUGCUCAUUCUUUGAUAAUAUCCUUAAAAAGGGUGGGGGUGAGAAUAUGAGUGAUGAAGCCAUUGAAGAAACACUUGAUAAGGUAACUUUUGACCCUUUAUGUGUAUUUCUUCAGAUUUUUCCAUCAGUAUUGUGUUGCCGAAGUCGUGUAAUUUUUAUAGGCAGUCAACAUGCUUGCUUAUAUCAAUGACAAAAACAUGGUUCAAUUUGGACAAUUGUACAGGUCAGAUUUUAAACUAAUAUUUCUUACAUGGUGUAGUUUUGAUAUUAUUUUGUGCUGAAGAAUUUUAUAUUUACAGUCAACAACUUGUCCAAAGAUUGCUUUUUGACACAAGUUCGAAUAUAGAUCGGGAGGAGUUUACUAUAAAAAAGUUGAAUCUGCAUUAUUCCGAGUUGACAUUUAAGAUGGCGGGAAUGGUUUGUUAACCUAUUUUUGAGUCC